This is a messenger RNA of Pseudogymnoascus verrucosus, 2345 nucleotides long. RefSeq lists its product as uncharacterized. The record is from RefSeq and is a predicted model, not a curated record. Gene Ontology annotation, biological process: transmembrane transport; carbohydrate transport. The transcript has 7 exons. NCBI's taxonomy places the organism in Eukaryota, Fungi, Ascomycota, Leotiomycetes, Thelebolales, Thelebolaceae. Gene Ontology annotation, cellular component: membrane. Gene Ontology annotation, molecular function: carbohydrate:proton symporter activity. Bases 459 to 2105 code for a protein of 548 amino acids.
UAAGGAGUUAUCGGAACCGACAAUUUCACCCAUCUCAAUUUUGAUGCUCUACAGCGAUGAGUGAAUUUCACCCAUCGGGAUUCACUCAUCAUACUUCAUUGGGUACCGUACGGCGAAAAUCGUAUUAUACGGGCCUAUGCACCAGCUACAGCAAAAUUAAGCAAGUUUUACGACUGUUUGUACCCAGCCCGUAUGGAUACUUUCGUGUCGUACUUCUCACCCCAUGGGGCGGAGAUACUCUCCAUACUUUUCCCCGCAGCGGCAGGGUGAAAACGUAGUUCGUCCUAUACUGUGAUGUGGGGUAGCGUGAAUAGGAAGAUCUCAUAACUUAUAAGUAUUUCUAUGCCCCUCUUGCAAAAAUCUCCUUGCCUUCCCUACUCAAGCUUCUACCCUAAAUGUAGUCAAGCACUGCUCUCGACUUCUCCAUUUACUAUAUUAUCUCCACCAUCCCUCUCAACAUGGAAAAGGAGGAUAUCCCCAAAAGCAGCGAGCAUGAAACCAUGGCGUCUUUGAGCGACAACCAGCGGCCCAUUGAAUUCCCUUCACCAACCAAACUCACUUUCUUAGAGCGAGCUCUUAAACCAACCGUCUACAUCCCCCGUUAUCCCAAAUGGAUGAUUGGCAAACGUCUUCUAUGGGCAACGUGCUUAUUUGGAUCAUUGGGAGAUGCCCUCUUUGGUUAUGACCAGGGUAUAAUGUCAGGGCUUCUCGUGAAUGAAGUCUUCGUGAAACGGUUCUUUGGUGCUUACGGAGGGCUCCAUGGAAAUGCAGGCACGGUCAAUCCAUCUCUCAUUGGAAUUACGGUAUCCUGCCUUCAACUCGCUGCCGCCAUAGGAUCACUUCUCGCUGGUGUUCUCGGCGACAUUAUGGGGAGGAAACGAUGUGUUAGAGUCGGUGGUUUUAUCUACCUCAGCAUGGCUUUUGUUCAAGCAUUUGCCCCAAAUCUUGCCUGCUUUAUUGCAGGACGAACGAUUCAAGGCCUUGGUGUUGGGUUUCUUUCCAUGACCGUGCCGGUCAUCCAGACCGAGAUAGCUGCUCCUCAUAGGCGUGGCUUGAUGGUGGGCGUAGAGUACACGUUUUUGAUUGGUGGCUAUAUGCUCUCCUGCUGGGUGGAUUACGGCUUCAACUUUCUGCUUCCAGACAACGUUUCAUGGCAAGGCCCCUAUUUCGUCCAGAUGGGCUUGUCUUUCAUCUUAUUCGCGAUGUCAUUUUUCCUUCCAGAGACGCCUCGGUGGUUAGCACGGAAUGGAUUUACACAAGAAGCCUUAAGAACCGUUGCGGAUCUCCAUUCAGGGGGUGACACCAGUGAUAAAGACGUCCAGCAUGUCUUUUUGGAGAUACAGGAAGCCGUACGCUAUGAAGCGACGCUAGGCAAAGUUACAUUCCGGGAAAUGUUCACCACAUAUCGGAAGCGGACAAUUGUCGGUAUUACUGCUCAGAUGUUUGCACAGUUAAAUGGAAUUAACGUCAUCUCAUUCUAUCUGCCAAGCUCUCUUGCUGCAGCCGGGUUUGAUAACCGGCGGUCACUGCUUUUCACGGCUGCGAAUGCCGUCAUCUAUACUUCUGCUACAGUUCCAGUCUGGUGGCUUGCAGAUAGAUGGGGGAGACGCCCACUUUUGAUAUUUGGAGGAAUUGCCAUGGCGGUGGCUCUCAGCAUCGUUUGCGUUUUCAAUCAAGUGCCGGGACUCGACGUGCAUGUUCGAGCCAACGGUAUCUACAGUUUUGUUGUCAUAUAUAAUUCCCUGUACGGUGCUACCUGGGGUCCUAUGCCUUGGCUGCUGCCAGCUGAGAUUUUCCCCCUUCGAGCAAGAAGCAAGGGCAUGGCUCUUUCGACAUGUUCCAACUGGAUAUUCAACUUCAUCAUCGGCAUGUCGUCCCCAGAUGCAUUUGCGGGCAUUCAUGGUUACUACUACGUUGUCAUUGCGGGAUUCUGCCUAUGCUCUGUUGCCCUGGUAAAAUUCUACUACGUGGAGACCGCCAACCAUACCUUGGAGGAAGUGGCUGUGGCAUUUGGGGACAAGGCUUUCUUACGCCAAGACGACCACGUUAUGGCCUCUGCUCAAUUAUCCCGGCGCGUUUCUGUAAAAGACGGCGUUGACGUAUAGAUAGGAUUAGAGUAGCCGUUAUGGAAACUAGGAUUUCGUAACAAGUAGGAUCAGAAUGCUAAUUAUGGCUAUUUUAAAACGAACAAGUUGGUUGGAGAUGUGGAGUUAUGUAGGUGCGGGAAGAUCAACGGGGUUAAUUUUCCCACUGUCGCACAUAGGGGAUGUUGGAUUGGCUAGAUAGAGGCACAGACCGACGACCCGGACCAAUGAUACGCAUCAUUCACCUCUGUCAAAGCUGCG